This is a messenger RNA of Epinephelus lanceolatus (giant grouper), 7487 nucleotides long. RefSeq names its product piezo-type mechanosensitive ion channel component 2. Gene Ontology annotation, cellular component: membrane. Gene Ontology annotation, molecular function: mechanosensitive monoatomic ion channel activity. The record is from RefSeq and is a predicted model, not a curated record. Lineage: Eukaryota; Metazoa; Chordata; Actinopteri; Perciformes; Serranidae.
AGCGCCCUUAUCAUCAUGAUGAUAUGGAGUAUCACCUACAACAACUGGCUGACUUUUGCCCUGCUGGUGUGGUCCUGUAUAAUUUGGAUGAUGAGGGACCGGCGGCGGUAUGCCAUGAUGUCCGCCCCGUUCCUGGCUGUGUAUGGGACCGUCCUGGUGGUGCUGGGCUUCGUGAGCGGGCUGCGUCUGAGCCGGGCCGAGCUGUACCCAGGCCUCCCCCCCGCUGUCAUAGUGGACUUCGACCUGAACAGCUAUCACCCUGCGACCUGUGUCCACCUGGGAGCAAAGGUCUUCUACAGCUUCAGCUUUUGGUUGAUGUUUCGUCAGCAGCUAAAGGAGAGACAGGAGGAGCAAAUGUUAAAGGGGGAAUCUCUAGAUGACGUCAAAGUCGUGCCACCUGAGGAAAGUCCACCAUCACCUCUGGCUGCAAUGCUGAUCUCAGGAGUAAAAGGAAUACUAGUGAAAUACUGGAUCCUCUUCUGCUGCUCCAUGUUCUUUGUGGUCAGCUUCUCUGGAAAGGUGGUCGUCUACAAGAUCCUCUACAUUGUCCUCUUCCUCUUCUGUCUGGUCCUCUACCAGGUCAGGUAUGACGUGUGGCGUCGGGUCCUGAAGACAUUUUGGGCGGUGGUGGUCGGUUACUCCAUGGUGGUGUUGAUAGCCAUCUACAUGUACCAGUUCAGAAGUGUGUCUGGGCUGUUCAGACAGAUCAUGGGCAUGUCAGAGGAUGGUCUUCGAGACAUUGGUUUGGAACGGUACAACACAGUGGAGCUGUUUGCACGUAUUCUGCUUCCUGCUGUGUUCCUUUUGGCUUGUAUCCUCCAGCUGCACUACUUCAACUUGGACUUCCUGACUCUCACUGACCUCGACAAUGUACCUGUCAGACAGGCUUCCAGAGAAGCAGAGCUCAAGAGUUCAGUCAAUGUGAUAUCUGACACCAUUAAAGAAAACAUUGAAAAGUUCCAGAAAAGGCUUGUGAAGGAGCAAAUGGGAAAUGCGAAAAGUCAGGAGACUCUGGACAGCGUCGGACUACAAACCUCCUCCGAGAGAGGAGCUGAUGAGCAGGAGGAGACAGCAGAGGAGGAAACUGUCCCCAGCCCUCCUGAGGACAAGUGGGUUGUGAUAGUGGACAGGGCAAGCCUGCUGCUCGUUCAGUUUCUGUCAGGACUCCACAGGCUGCAGGAGCUUAGCUGGAGGCUGCUGGAGCUCCACAGCCUCAAAAUCGUGUCCUCCGGCAUCAUCUGGGUGUCACUGCAAGAGGUGUCUCUGAUGAACUUGCUCUUCCUGGUUCUGUGGGUGUUUGCACUCCCGUUCCCACGGUUACGACCAGCGGCAUCCAGCAUCUCUGCUGUGUGGGCCUGCGUCAUGGUGGUGUGCAAGAUGUUUUACCAGCUCAAAGUCAUCAAACCGCUCGAUUACUCCUCCAACUGCACAGCUGGUCUGGUGCCAUCCAACAGCUCGGGCUUGGAUGAUGGAACAGAGCUGAGGGGGAACCUGAUGGAGCUGCUCAAGAGGUCUAUUCUCUACAUCGAGCCUGUAGACCCCAUCUACUGGUGUGGAGCACUGCGUAAAUGUGAGGGCAGGAUCCUCCCCUGUCUCAGGAACCAUCUGAUGGUGCUCGGACUGCUGGUGUUUGAGGCUACCGUCCAUCGGCACCAGCUCUACUUCCGUCUCCAUAACGACCUGAAAACCCCGCCCUUCAGUAUUAUCUUCCAGGGCAUCACGAGACAGCACCUGGACCAUGGGGUCCUGCCCUGCAUCAAGUACUUCAUCAACUUCUGCUUCUACAAGUUUGGACUGGAGAUCAGUUUAAUCGUGGCAGUCAACGUGAUUGGUCAGAGGAUGGAUUUCUAUGCUCUGCUACAUUCCUGCGCCUUAUUGGCUGUUCUGUCACGGCGACGCAGGAAGGCCAUUGGGGAGGUGUGGCCUAAAUACUGCUGCUUCACUGCAGGGCUCAUGGUGCUGCAGUACCUGCUCUGCAUUGGCAUCCCCCCUGCCAUCUGUGUUGAUUACCCCUGGAGAACCGCAGCUCAACCUUUGACCUCUAAUGUUAUUAAGUGGUUUUACCUGCCUGACUUCGCCAUGAGCCCCAAUCCAUCUUUUAUAUUCUAUGACCACCUCCUGUUGCUCUGCUCGUCUCUUCAGUGGCAGGUGUUUGAGGAGGAGAACCGAGCAGCGGUGCGACUGCUGGCUGGAGACAAUGUUGAGAUCAGCCGUAGUCUGGAUCCUUGUUCCUUCAACCAGUUCAUACCUGUCGAUAACUUCCUCCACUGCAGGUGCUACCUCGACAUGGUGAAGGUGUUUGUUUUCAGCUAUUUCUUCUGGCUUGUGCUGUGCCUCAUCUUCAUCACGGGCACCACGCGGAUCAACAUCUUCUGUCUGGGCUACCUGGUGGCCUGUUUCUACUUCAUGUUGUUUGGAGGCAGCGUGUUGAUGCAGCCUGUCAGGUACAUCCUGCGGCUGUGGGACUGGCUGAUUGGAUACACCUGCUUUGUGAUCGCCAUGAAGAACCUGCUGUCUCUCGGUUCCUGUGCCUACCUGGACAGUUUGUUGAAGAACGGCUGCUGGUUAAUUCAGGCCUUCAGCAUGUUCUGCACCAUCAAAGGCUAUGACGUUCCUGCUCCUGACGAUGAGUGCGAGCUGCCGGAGGGUGAGGCCGGCAUCGUCUGGGAUGCGAUCUGUUUCACCGUCCUCCUGGCACAGAGGAGGGUCUUCCUCAGCUACUAUUUCCUCUACGUGGUGUCUGAACUGAAGUCUUCUAAGAUACUGGCCUCCAGGGGCGCUGAGCUGUUUGAAGCCAAAGUGAAGAAGCAGAUAGCAGCCAGGCUGGAGAUGGAGCAGAAAUCUGUGGAGACACUGAAGAAACAGAUGGAGAAGAUCAAGUCGAAACAGAAGGGUGGACCUGCAGCAGCGAAACAAGCUCUUCCUGCUGAUCAGGAGCAGGUGACACUGGAUGACGAUGAGGAGGCAAAGAGAGAUGCUGGAAAGUGGUGGAAGCCUUGGGUGUCUCAGCCUGGAGUGGAAAACAACUGUGGCUACCACCUGUUUGAGAGCGACAGCGAGGAGGAAGAGGAGGAAGUGACAGAGAAGAAAGAAGAGGAACCGCCACCGAAGAAGAAAUCUGCUUUCCAGUUGGCAUAUGACGCCUGGGUCACCAGCUCUAGGUCAGCUCUAAAGGACCUGAAGAAGGAGAAGACAAAAAGAAAGAAAGAAGAGAAGAAGAAAGCAAAGAAAGAGCUGCAGAGACAGGAGGGCAUCGACAGAGCAGACUCUAGUGAGGAUGAACUGGAGGAAAGCACUGUGGAGGAAGAGGUAGAGGAGGAAAAAGAAAACAUUUUGCAGCGCGUCAUAAGCACAUUAAAGUUCAGCUGGGUGUUUGUUCAGUCUCUUCUUGAUGACCUGACAGAGGGUCUGAACUCAUUCUGUAAAGACAGUCUGGACAUUUCCAAGGUGCUGCGCUUCGAACGUGCCUUACUCAGCCAACAGCAGAAGAAGGGUAAAGAGGUGAGCCAGGAGAGCGUGAAGCAGUUUUAUGAAAACUGGAUAUCCCGCCAGAACACGCUUUCAUCUCAAGAUGACCUAAAUGACUCCCUGCCUCCACCCUCUUCCCCGCCCGAUGUCCCCUCCUCGCCCCACGCCUAUUCCAAGCUGAAGAACCAAGCCUCCAAAGUGUCCUGGGGCAGCAGCUUUUCCAGCUGUAUGACAGAUGAAACGAUGCUCGUCUCCCGGCAGCCGACCCAGGAAGAGCUGGACGAGCCUCCCGCUGUGUCGCCUGUCGCUGACCAGCUCAGACGGAGGCUCCUCAAAACAGCCAACAUCGACCUGACCUCCUUUGAGACUGUUGACCUUUCACCGAGUGGUGAAGAUGGUGCCCUUCAAAAGGAAGACUAUGAACAAAAAGAGGAUGAGGAGGAGGACAUGGAGGGUGAGAUGAAACAUGAGCAAGAACAGGAAGAGACAGAGGAAAAGGAGGAAGAGGAACAACAAAAGGAGGAUCGUGGGGUGGAGAUAGAAGAGUUGAAUGAGGAAGAGCAGCACAGAGAUGAAGAUGAAUGUGCUGAUUACCCAGAAUGCACCUCGUUGGGCUUCAGGGAGAGUGAUGAAGAGAAAAGCCAUGACCUUGCAGUAUCUCCCAGACCUCUGAGUCAGGAAACGAGGGCCCUCACAGCCAGUGAGCUGCUGCUUAACAAUAUGUUUGAAAACGUGGAGAUCUCAGAGUCUGAUAAGUUUUUCUUGACGAUACCGAGGCCACUGAAGCUGCUGUUUGCCCUCUAUAACACCAUGGUGUCCAAAUCAGAGAUGCUGUGCUACUUUGUCAUCAUCCUCAACCACAUCGUGACGGCUUCACUCCUCUCCCUCAUCCUGCCUAUCCUCAUCUUCCUCUGGGCCAUGCUGUCUGUGCCCCGGCCGACCAAACGCUUCUGGAUGACCGCCAUAAUCUACACAGAGCUGACAGUUGUGGUGAAGUACUUCUUCCAGUUUGGUUUCUUCCCCUGGACCACCUCUGCCUACCGAGGCAUCAACGCAGACCGGCCCUUUGCCCUGCCCAACAUCAUCGGGGUGGAGAAGAAAGAUGGCUACGUCCUUUUUGACCUCAUUCAGCUUCUCGCUCUGUUCUUCCACAGGUCUAUUCUCAAGUGCCACGGGCUGUGGGACAACAAAGAGGUUGAGAUGCCUGAUUUUUUCAAGAAGAUGAAGAAGAAGGUGGACAAGAAGAAGAUGACAGGAGGAGAUAAGACAGGCAGCAAAGACAAAACUCAGCGCCGGUUGAAGUUCCUUCCUCUCCAGGCCUCCACCACCUCCAUAUUCUGUAGACAAAAAAAAAGCGACUCAGCAGACUCUAUUGAGGGGAAGCCGAAAAAGCAGAGCAGCAAGAGGAAGAGACGGCAACGAAACAAGGUUCCACUGACCAGGAAGCAGAGGAUCAGACAGCAGAUCAAAGAGAGGAUGCUACAGGCUAAAGCUGCCGUCAUAGAAGUCGCCCUUCACAUUUACUUACCCAUCAGACAGUUUUUCUAUGACAUCAUCCACCCAGACUACAGUCCUGUGUGUGAUGUCUACGCCCUUAUGUUUCUCAUCGACGUAGUCAACUUCAUCGUCACCAUAUAUGGAUACUGGGCUUUUGGGAAAUAUUCCGCAGCAGUAGACAUCACAGAGUCUCUGUCGGAGGACCAGGUUCCAGAGGCCUUCCUGGUCAUGCUGCUCAUGCAGUUCGGCACCAUGAUAGUGGACCGGGCCCUCUACCUGAAGAAGUCCCUGCUGGGAAAGUGUGUUUUCCAGGUGGUGCUGGUGUUCGGCAUACACUUCUGGAUGUUCUUCAUCCUCCCCGGGGUCACAGAGAGGAGGUUUAACAGGAACCCUGUUGCUCAGCUCUGGUACUUUGUAAAGUGUAUCUACUUCGGUCUGUCUGCCUACCAGAUCAAAUGUGGCUACCCAAACCGCAUCCUGGGCAACUUCCUCACUAAGAACUACAACUAUGUGAACCUUUUCCUUUUUCAAGGGUUUCGUUUGGUUCCCUUCCUGACAGAGUUGAGGGCGGUGAUGGAUUGGGUUUGGACUGACACCACUCUGUCUCUCUCCAGCUGGAUUUGUGUUGAAGACAUCUAUGCAAACAUUUUCAUCCUCAAGUGCUGGAGGGAGUCCGAGAAAAAAUACCCCCACCCUCCAGGGCAGAAGAAGAAAAAGGUGGUGAAAUACGGGAUGGGAGGAUUCAUCAUCUUCGCUCUCAUCAGCAUCAUCUGGUUCCCGCUCCUCUUCAUGUCACUGGUCCAGUCAGCAGCCGGAGUGACCAAUCAGCCGGUGGAAGUCUCCAUCCAGCUCAGUAUCGCAGGAUAUGAGCCUCUGUUCACCAUGAGCGCCCAGGAGCAGAAUUUGGUUCCGUACACAGAAGCUGGAUUCAACCGACUCACCAAAAUCUAUGCAACCCAUCCUUCUGCUAUGCAGUUCAUAAUGAACUAUGUGGCGGACGACAUCAUUGUCGCUAAGAUCAAGAGUGAUGCCAGUCUGCUGUGGAGCAUCAGCCCUGCCAGUCGAGCAGCCAUGAUACAGGAACUCAGCAACUCCUCCCAUAUAUACAUGACCUUACGCUGGACGUUGCUCAGGAAUGCAUCCAUAUCAAUGGUCGUAGAGACAGUGGGAGAACACACUGUGAAGUUUGAGGACAAGGCCUUGAGGGAAGGAAUAGUCCAAAUGCUGAAAGGCAACAGCAGCAAACCUGUGAUCAUUCAUUCUCUGCUGCCAAAGUUCCUCAGGGGUCCCAAAGGACCAGAGUCCAAAAUGGCAACCAGGAUGAAAGUAGAGCACUCAGACCGCCCAGACCUCCAGGCACUAGCUUUCUUCAGGCCCAUGUCAGUCAAACUACAGCAGGUCAAAGGAGGAUCAGAGAAAGAGAAAGACCAGUGGUGGGUUGUGGAGGAGUGCUCCCCAGUUCUCACCUUCUCCAGUCACAAGUGUCACAGCAUAGAGAUAGUGGUGUUCAGUGAUAAAGUCAGCCCCUCCAGUCUGGGCUUCCUGGCUGGACACGGCAUCGUAGGCCUGUACAUGUCAGUGGUGCUGGUCAUCGGGAAGUUUGUCAGGGAAUUCUUCAACGGGAUCUCCAGGUCCAUCAUGUUUGAGGAGCUGCCGUGCGUGGACCGGGUCCUGAAGCUCUGCACGGACAUUUUCGUGGUCCGAGAGACGGGAGAGAUGGAGCUAGAGGAGACACUGUUUGAGAAACUCAUCUUCCUCUACCGAUCACCAGAGACCAUGAUCAAGAUGACCAGAGAGAAGAAAGACAGCUAGGGUUUAGUAGCUCAGUGUAGAUCUGCUGGUAUGGGAUAUGGAGGGAGAAACACCACCUGUGGAUGUGUCCACAAUGAACUCCCAUCAGUCAGAAUGAUGUAUUGGAGCAAAUAACAUUUAGUUUUUAGUUCUAUUUCAACAUUAGUGCAGUUAAAAUGAGGUUUGUGGCAAAUGGAGCAGCAGGAGUACCUAUCUACCCUACUGAGGUUCCCCUGUGCAAGAUUUCUGGCCGAACAAGAAAAUAAUUAUUCCCAAGCGGUUCAGCGCUUAUAUAAAAAUGGAUUCAAUGGUUUUCACAAUUCCAUUGCAAGCUUUCAUACUGACAAGAGCUUUCUCUGGUUUUAUAAUUUUCACUGAGGUCAUCAGUGUGGGGUUGAUUUUUCUGUCAUUUAUGGUAGUUUGUUUACACUAAUAAUAUGAUCUGCAGUUUGACAAAUAAAAGUGCCCAUUAGUUAUUUGCUAUAUUUGAUUUUCAGUCCACUGGGCAAUACAUGCAUUUCUAAUGAUUUUAGAUUCAGGUUUUUACUGGUGUACAGUGCACACAACACCCUAUUCCCUAACUGAGGCUCUUACAGGAUCAAUGAAAUUUCAACAAACCAUUGAUUUACUCAUGGAUCAAAGCACACAUACCUCUGUAAAUACCAUGUUUCUGUAUAUGACUACAUAGACUACUGCACCGAUUUAUUUAUACCAAAAUAAAAAAAUGUUGU